Sphaerodactylus townsendi is the source of this 1744-nucleotide messenger RNA. RefSeq names its product family with sequence similarity 114 member A1 (gene FAM114A1). The record is from RefSeq and is a predicted model, not a curated record. The transcript has 10 exons. Lineage: Eukaryota; Metazoa; Chordata; Lepidosauria; Squamata; Sphaerodactylidae. Bases 31 to 1461 code for a protein of 476 amino acids.
GGCUUGGAGGCGCCGCUGCUCCGGGCGGGAAUGAGCCUCGCAGCAGAGGGGAGGGCCGGGCGUGAACUCGGAGAGCCCGUCCCCUUCUCGGCGCGGCCCUCCCGCCUCCUCACCCCCGGCCCUCUGCAGCCUGUGCCGACGUGGCCGGGCGGAGAGAGAGGAAAGGGCAGGAGCCGCGCCGGGACGGGCUCUGUGAAUUUACAAAAAAUGUCUGGAGACACCCAUGACGUGAUCGUUGAAGAAGAAAAAAGAGAAAUACUAGAACCAAGAAGUAAUGUUGCAGCCUCUGUCACAGAGAUACACAGUGAAACAUGCAAUGAACCGGUAGAACUUGUACCAUCACAGCAUGAGAAGAAAGUUUCUGACUGCUCAGUCCACGGACAAGAAAGGGAUCUGGCCACAUCGGGUCACCCUUUGAAUGAGGAACUUUCUAGCGGAGACCUAUCUGAGAUUGUUCCUGGUGAAUGCAAUGAGACUGUGAGCCUCAAACCAGAACCUGAAUCUGAAAUACUGAAUGAACAGAGUAGCCCAGAUGUGGAUUCACCGCCUAAAGGGAGUAGAUGGACCGGCUGGGGAUCGUGGGGCAAAUCCCUCCUUUCAACAGCAUCUGCCACAGUUGGGCAAGGAUUUACAGCAGUUAAGGAAAAAGCAGCUACCCUCGGACUUCAUGGCCCUUCUCCUGACCCGUCAGAUGAUCCUCCUCUUGACACAGAUGAAAGCUCUGUCACAGAUUCUGAAGAGAUUAUUCAGGAAACCUCUUUAGACAGCGCACCUUUGUCUUCGUCUCCUUCGGGAUCACGUGGAGUGUUUUCUACCCUUUCUAGUGCAGUGCAGAAUACUGGUAAGAGUGUCUUAACUGGUGGACUUGGUGCUUUGGAAUUCAUUGGCAAGAAAACGAUGAUUGUCCUGGCAGAAAGCGAUCCUGGGUUUAAGAAGACCAAAACGCUGAUGGAAAGAACAGUUUCCUUAUCUCAGCUGUUGCGGGAAGCAAAAGAGAAAGAGAAGCAGAGACUGGCCCAGCAAGUCACAUUUGAGCGGACGGCGCACUACGGGCUGCUUUUUGAUGAGUUUCAGGGUCUGUCUCACCUGGAAGCUCUGGAAAUUCUGUCUAAUGAAAGUGAAGCCAAGGUACAGUAUACAGACUGCAUUACUCUAUCAUUCCAUUUUUAUGACUCCCUGAAUAGCCCACAACUGCAGGAGAGAUUUAGAUCCGUAUGUGCCUUCAGAUCAUCAGUAGUCCAAGCCAGCACAUUAUUAUUUUCUCAGCACAGGAUUAAACCUUGUCUGUGUUUUCAUUUUGAACAGAGCAACGAAAAAGCUGAGGUCCUCAACCCAGUGGUCAACAGUGUACUAUUAGAGGGCUGCAACAGUACCACUUACAUUCAAGAUGCUUUCCAGUUAUUGCUUCCAGUUCUCCAAAUGUCCCAUAUCCAGACUAACUGUUUAAAAUUACAACAGUGACUGACCAUUUCCCGUUUAAAAGAACCAUCGGCUUGAUCUCUUGAUUGCGUUUGUAGUACAACAAUAAAGCCGAUAGGCCAUCAAGGAGCUAUUUAGGAACACCAAAUGCCGUUUUGCACCUGGAAUACCAGAUAACACUUUUGUAUUUAGCUGGAACUUUUAAAAUGUAUUAUUACUACAUUUUUUUCCUCCUAUUCCUUGCAUUAAUUUAAUGUAAAAUCGUUUUUAUUUCAGUUGUGUAUUUACUUGUUGCUGUAAUAAAUAACUUACAUUUUGAUCUGAA